Molecule: messenger RNA, 3522 nt
Organism: Triticum aestivum (bread wheat)
Lineage: Eukaryota; Viridiplantae; Streptophyta; Magnoliopsida; Poales; Poaceae
Product: G-type lectin S-receptor-like serine/threonine-protein kinase B120
Exons: 10
Coding region: 786-3218 (810 amino acids)
Biological process (GO): recognition of pollen; protein phosphorylation
Cellular component (GO): plasma membrane
Molecular function (GO): ATP binding; protein serine/threonine kinase activity
Source: RefSeq, a predicted model, not a curated record
GCCCAUAGCCUAACUCCGCUAAAUAAAAUCCAGGCUCGAGUCCCUCCCUUCACCGUCGUCGCCCGCCGCCACCGAUUCCGCCAUGGGCCAUGAGGCAAUGGGUGCUCGCCGGCGGCGGCGGCGGCGAGGCGAUUUCCGAUGCACUGCGCUUUAUUGCCGUCAUUUUACCUGGACGCCAAGCUCACUCACCCAACCCCGAAGCUUCGUCUUGGUCUACAGUUCGAGCCUGGCAAGAUGGUGUCGAUGGAAGAGAAGUGAGCCAGGAUACGGCACCCCUCCCCUCCCCUCCCCCCUUCAGUUCUCCACCCACUUUCUUUUGCAAGCGCUGGAAGCCCUGUAGAUUAGUACAUCAUUUAGCAAUUAGCAUGGCGCAGCUGGUUCAUUCUUCUAGUACAAAUAUGUUCAGCUUGUUUUAUACUGUAUUGUGCAAGUCAACCAGUCAGUCUCCGGUCAAAACUCACUACCUCAGGUGGAACCGUGGAAAGCAUGCCCCCCUAAUUAUUUGUGGUCAGUGUGUGUCGUAUGAUUAUUCUUCUACAGACAUAAGAGAGAGUCACAUCCCAGCAUUGACUGCAGCCAUCUUCCAUGCUUUACUGGCAAUUGGAAAAUUGCUUUCAUGGAAUCUUCAAAGCUGGCAACUCCGGAUGUUCAUGGUCUGUGGAGAUAUCUGCUGGAGAAAAAGCUCAUACCAUCCUGCAGCGAUUACACCAAGUAUUCUGCUUACCAUGCUCUCCCGUUGAUUCGUUAUCGCGAGAAACUCACAGAGUUUAUGCUUGGAGAAAGCCAUGUUGGUGGAAAUAAGCUACUUGAAGAAGUGCACAGUUGUUGUUCUGCUGAUUCCAUCUGUGUUAGCAAUAAGAUGUUUCUCGGCUACCACGCCAAGAGACACCAUCGCGUUCAAUGAAUCCAUUUCUGAUGGGCAGAGCCUUGUUUCUAGUGACAAGAAAUUUGUGCUUGGAUUCUUUAGCCCUGGAGCUUCAAGCCACCGAUAUAUUGGUAUAUGGUAUAACAGUACUCCAAAUGGAACGGUUGUAUGGGUUGCUAACAGGAAUGAUCCAGUAUAUGAUAAGUCCGGUGUACUUAAGUUUGAUGAUGUCGGUAAUCUGAUAGUCCAAAAUGGCACAGGCAGCUCGUCUAUAGUUGCUUUUGGUUCUGGGGUGGGAGUGAGGGACAGGGAGGCUGCAAUACUGUAUACUGGCAACUUGGUGCUAAGGAGCAUGGCCAACCAUUCAAAUAUCAUAUGGGAUAGCUUUGCCUAUCCUACUGAUACAUGGCUCCCUGGAAUGAAUAUUACACUUAGAAAUUUGCUGACAUCAUGGAAGAGCUAUGAUGAUCCAGCAACGGGAGAUUACACUUUUGGUUUUGGACCGAGCAUAAUUAAUAGAUCAGCAUCACAAUUCAUUAUUAACUGGAAUCGGAAUUCAUUUUGGACAAGUGCAUCCUGGAAUGGUGACACGAAUUCUCUCAUUCCAGAACUGAAAUCUAUGAGUAUCAUCCCUGUUUCAUUUCAGUGUGACAACCUUACAUGCAUGUACACUCCCAACCCUGCUGGCAUAAUGACUAAGAUUGUUUUGGAUCAAAGUGGUUCACUGAACAUAACACAGUUCGAUCCGGAAACCAAAUUGUGGACAUUGUUAUGGAGACAUCCAGAUAGUUGUGAUGUGUCUAAUUUAUGUGGAGUUAAUGGUGUAUGCAACAACAGUAUGUCCGUAUCAGCAUCAGAAUCCAUUUGUCGGUGUCCAGAAGGAUUUGCAGCACAAGACCAAUCAAAUUCUAGGAAAGGGUGCACCAGACAAACCCCACUGCAGUGUAAUGGUGAUAGGUUUAUUGAUAUGCUUAAUAUGACAGUUCCUGGCAACAGACAGAAGCUGUCAGUUGUGGGAAAAAGUGAAUGUGAAUUUGCCUGUAUGAAAAGUUGCUCUUGUACGGCAUAUGCUCAUUCGCUCUCCGAUGUUUGCAGCUUAUGGCAUGGCAAUCUAACAAACUUGCAGGAUGGAGUUGAAACUCUUCAUCUUCGUAUAGCUGCAUCAGAAUUACAUGGUCACAAAAUGCUUUGGAUAGCAUAUAUACUUCCGCCAGUUGCAUUCCUUGUCUUUUGUCUCAUCUCUUUUAUUUGGAUUAGGAGAAGGAAAAAUAAAGGGAAAAGAAAACAGCCUGAUCACCCCCUCGUCAUGACUUCAGAUGUGAUGAAGCUAUGGGAGAGCGAAGACACAGGCUCUCACUUUAUGAUGCUUUCCUUUUCACAGAUAGAAAAUGCCACAGACAACUUCUCAACUGAAAACAAGCUUGGAGAGGGAGGGUUUGGCCCUGUGUACAAGGGCAACUUACCAAAUGGACAAGAUGUUGCUGUUAAGAGACUUGCAGCGAAUUCAGGUCAAGGACUACCAGAGUUUAAGAAUGAAAUCUUGUUAAUAGCCAAGCUUCAACACAGCAAUUUAGUGGGACUCCUAGGUUGCUGCAUUGACGGGGAAGAAAUGUUACUAAUCUAUGAGUAUAUGCCAAACAAAAGCUUGGAUUUCUUCCUAUUUGACCAAUCGAGAAGAGCUUUUUUAGUCUGGGCAAUGCGUCUUAACAUAAUUGAAGGGAUCGCACAAGGUCUUAUUUAUCUCCACAAGCAUUCUCGGCUAAGAAUUAUUCACAGGGACCUGAAACCAAGCAACAUUCUGCUGGACACUGAUAUGAACCCUAAGAUCUCAGAUUUUGGAAUGGCAAGAAUAUUUGAUCCUAAAGGAGGACUAGCUAACACGAAAAGAGUCGUUGGAACAUAUGGCUACAUGGCCCCCGAAUAUGCCAUGGCAGGUAUUUUCUCUGUCAAGUCCGAUGUAUUUAGCUACGGGGUACUGCUUCUGGAGAUCGUCAGUGGGCUAAGAAAUGCCGCAGCUCAUGGACAUGGAAACUCCCUAAACCUCCUUGGUCACGCAUGGGAGCUGUGGAAAGAAGGCAGAUGGCGCGAACUCAUUGAUAAAUCGUUGCACGGUGCAUGUCCUGAGAAUAUGGUGCUACGAUGCAUUCACGUCGGCCUGUUGUGCGUUCAGGAGAAUGCUGCUGAUCGGCCCUCCAUGGCCGAAGUCAUUUCCAUGAUUACUAGCGAAAAUGCCACCUUGCCGGCCCCAAAACAACCUGGUUUCGUAUCCAUGUUGCUUCCAACUGAAGCUGAUGUCCCUGAAGGAAGCUGCUCUCUGAAUGAUUUGUCAAUUACUGGCCUGGAUGGCAGGUAGUACUAUCCAUUAGUAAGGAGUGUUACAGUUGUUUCUGAAUAUAUGUUCAGACAUGAGAGUAUCAUGUUAUCCCAUCAUAUUAAACGGACAGCACUUUGAAGUGAUCCCAGGAAUUUCUGAAGUGCUCGAUCUCAAAGAUAUUAAUUGUCAUUAUUAUAGUAAGGCGGUAUUUUCAGGGGGAGCUGUCAUUGGUAUAUUUUGACAUAUUCAGUUCUAGUUUAACAAAACUGCUCUGUAAUCUGCACCCAGAAACCACCUUGACGUUACUGGUACUAAUAUCUGGCUGAGUUCUUGGAUAAAACAU